GUCCAAUUGCAUUGGAAUCAUAUAUGCAACCAGCUUCACUGCAGGGUUGAUCGACCCUACCUUCGUGGCAAAGAGUCAUGAUGAGCUUUCGACAACAAUACAUGAUCGUUACAGUACAGUGAUGGCGUCCAUCAAGCAAAUGCGAGCAUAGUCAAACGUAGUUUCCCCGGCGCUCUAUAUCGGUGUCCUAUUAGCAUUGCUCGGCCAAAGCUCAUCCGUGCUCCCCUUGUCCACUUCACAAGCCAGCCCCUUCCGAUUUGCUGGUGUUUUCAUUCGUCCCUGAAGUCUUUAUAAUUCCAGAACGCAAAACCUUGUCGAUCGCUUCCCCACGCACAGAGUGCUCGGAAUUAUCCCUUGGACCCCCCCGGUCAAAUCGACCGCCUGCCGAGCUGGCAGCUACAACGCCAAUUGCAAGCUCACUACGGCACGAACCACAGCAAUGAGCGAGGAAGGGCCUGGGCCAAAUAUUCUCGAGCUCGCCGCUCAUAGAAGGGAGAGGGCAGCAAUAGCUGCUCAGGCGUGCGAAACAUGUCGAUCGAGGAAAACCAAGUGUGACGAGAAACGUCCCAAAUGUGGAUUGUGUCAAAGAUUAGGAAUUCCGUGCACUUACCGCGAGCCUCAGCCGACAAAGCGAGAUAAGACCUUGACCUACAUUCUCGAAAGCCUCCAGCGGCUCGAGCUGAAGGUUGAUUCCAUGAAUACUUCUCGAUCAACUUCGUCGCAGUCUUUUAGCUCAAGAGCAAACCAACCCGCAAGCGACACAUCCAGCAGCCUCUUGAACGACUUUAACAAUCUUUCCCAACCACUAAUGCAGGCAGAGACACCAAGUUCACUAAGCUCCCACGCUGGUGUUGGGGAUCGUCUGCCUCAGCAACCGUCUAAGCCUCACCAGCGACUACCUGCCGCGCAAAGGGUGCUGCUCUGGCCCGCAAUUUUAAAUUCACUCGAUGCCAGCGGCCUGCCGCAUGCCCAAGAGCUUCCUCAAGCCCCCGAGGAUGGGACGGCCUGGAUCAUGCGGUUGCAGGAUCAGGAGGGACUUCAUCCACUUCCUCUAGAGCCCUGUUUGGACGCACAUCCCGUCUCACCCGGUGGCAAUCGCGUCACCUUUUCGCCAUUAUCGGAAGACUCUAUGCGAAAUCUAGCCGGAGUAUUUUUUGAUACCUUCAAUAUAGCUUAUCCAUUCAUGUGCCGUCAGACUUUUUUCUCGUCUACACUCCCUCUUAUCCUACGACAAGGUUUCGGACAAGGAGAUAUUGAAUCAGUCAUCGUCCUGCUUGUACUUGCCCUCGGAAAACUCGCUCUCGAAGGAUCCAUAGGAGCACCAGUGGCAAGCGAAAAUGGCAAAGUGAGUGGUUUUCGGGGCGGGACGAUUGAAACUCCACCGGGCAUUGAUCUCUUCAAUGAAGCUCGUAAGCGGAUGGGUUUUCUUUUGACCGAUUGUACCCUCGAGAUCAUCCAAACAUUGUCUCUUGCUUCGCUGUAUUUUGCGUCUUGUUCUCGUCACAUUGAAUUCUGGCGACUGUCAGCAUUUGCCUCAUCGACCUGUCGGACGCUUCUUCAAUCCGAUACCAUCGACUGGUCUUCACAGCGCGGAGAUCUUCUGAAACGAGUCUUUUGGCACUGUCUCAUAAUUGAAAAUGGUAUAAAUUUCGAGUUAGAACUUCCAACAACGGGCAUAAACGAGUUUGAAGAAAGCGUACCACUGCCCAGCUUUAUUGGGCCUCCGUCCCGAGAGGAUGCUGUGGCUGAUGACAAAUGUCACUAUCGAUACUUUUUCCUCGCCCAGGUUGCUUUGAGACAACUGUGCGGUCGAGUUCAUUCCGCAAUCUAUGAUGGCAAGUCUGAAAACAGUGAGGACAGUAGUGGGCCACCGGGUUUCGUCAUCAAAGAGUUGUCACGGCAGCUCGAUCUUUGGCGUGACACGCUUCCAAAGUCCAUUCAAUGGACAGAUGAAAACUCGUUGCACCGGAUCGCUGCGGAUGGCAGUGUGGUCGAGGCGAUGUUUAUGCAAGACCAAGGAGCUCUGCCAGUUACCUACGAAUACAACAUCGAUGUGGUAGUCGCGUCGCUUCGUACGCGAUUUUACUAUACACGCUACAUCACCUAUCGCCCGUUUGUGUACAAGGCGUUACACAUGCCAGAAAAGAUGACGAAUGAAGACAUUGAAUAUUGUACUGCGUGCCUUAAGGCAUGCCUCCGCUGGACUGUCUGUAUGGCGCCUCCAAAAAAUAAAAAGCGCCUUGUCCCAUAUCUCUUUACCUGGACACAGCACCUGCUUGGCAUACUUCUCAUCUUCUACCAGACCAAGACAAACAGCAUCCUCCAGUACAUCUGCACAAGAUAUUUUGCUCCUGGAGAGAUUGAAGAAAGCAUUACCUUGAUGCUGGACUGGAUUGACGACAUGCGGCGCGUCGAUGGCAUCGCACUGUGGAGCUGGAAAAUUAUUGAGCCCUUGUAUAGGUCUUGGGCAUUGCCCCCAUCAUCUCCAAUAAACUUGCUCGCGAGGUCUCUUGCGCCGCAUGACCGCAAUAUGCUCGCGCAAUGACCUUCUCUGCUUUAUUCUUCAAGCGCUCAACUCCCAUCUUCUUUUAUGCUGCCUCAUACCCAUCUUUUGUCUUCUUUCCUUUUUUCUUAUUUUUUUUUUCUCUCUUUCCUCUCUUUUGUCUUACCUGGUUGGAGUACGAAAAGGACGAGGGAAUGGAGAGUAAGUCACGUCCGUUUCGGUUUUGCGCCACCCAACUCCAAUAAAAACCUUGGCUCUGGCUUUCCUUUUGAACCUCUUUUUGUAUUAUAUGUUUUUUCUGUUCAUUUCUUUUCUUUCAUUCAUUCUUUCUCUUUUUGUGGUUUUGGUUUUCUAUUUGUUCGGGCCAGCAUAGAUUGGGCGUUUGAAAAUUAUCUUGUCACAUUUUGAUCCCGCU
Molecule: messenger RNA, 2918 nt
Organism: Xylona heveae TC161
Lineage: Eukaryota; Fungi; Ascomycota; Xylonomycetes; Xylonales; Xylonaceae
Exons: 11
Coding region: 440-2545 (701 amino acids)
Biological process (GO): DNA-templated transcription; regulation of DNA-templated transcription
Molecular function (GO): zinc ion binding; DNA-binding transcription factor activity, RNA polymerase II-specific; DNA binding
Source: RefSeq, a predicted model, not a curated record